This is a messenger RNA of Protobothrops mucrosquamatus (brown spotted pit viper), 2634 nucleotides long. It is a transcript of the gene GRIPAP1, whose product is annotated as GRIP1 associated protein 1. NCBI's taxonomy places the organism in Eukaryota, Metazoa, Chordata, Lepidosauria, Squamata, Viperidae. Gene Ontology annotation, cellular component: extrinsic component of postsynaptic early endosome membrane; postsynaptic recycling endosome; glutamatergic synapse. Gene Ontology annotation, biological process: regulation of neurotransmitter receptor transport, endosome to postsynaptic membrane; regulation of recycling endosome localization within postsynapse; neurotransmitter receptor transport, endosome to postsynaptic membrane. The record is from RefSeq and is a predicted model, not a curated record. The transcript has 26 exons. The coding region runs from base 1 to 2589 and encodes 862 amino acids.
AUGGCGCAGGCCUUGUCCGAAGAGGAGUUCGAGCGCAUGCAGGCCCAGUUAUUAGAACUUCGAACACAGAAUUACCAGCUCUCUGAUGAACUCCGCAAGAACACAGCUGAAUUAAAUGGGCUCCGACAACGGGUCGCCUAUUUAGACAAGGAAUUUACUAAGGCUCAGAAGGCUCUGAAUAAGAGUAAAAAAGCUCAGGAAGUGGAUGCACUGCUUAGUGAAAAUGAAAUGCUUCAGGGAAAACUGCAUAGCCAAGAGGAUGACUUCAGGCUGCAAAAUAGCACUCUCAUGCAGGAGCUCUCCAAGCUGUGCUCGCAGCUUGAGCAGUUGGAGAAGGAUAAUCAGAUUCUUCGGGAAGGGAAGACAGCGGUAGCCGGCGAAGGGUCGUUCCCAGCCAGCUCUGUGGAUGGCGAGCUGUUAAGGCUACAGGCAGAGAAUUCUGCCCUGCAGAAGAACAUGGCAGCUUUACAGGAGCGCUAUGAGAAAGAAGUGGCCCGGCAAGCAGAAAACCGAGGUGGCGGGAAAGGGGAUGGUUCCCUGGAUUCUUGUCCCACUGUGCCAGAGACGACUUCAGAACAGCCGGCCUUUGACAGUGACAGUAGCAGUGCCAUUUCCCAGCAGCUUCUCUCAGAGGUGGAGCUGAAACUGCAGACCGAGAGGGAAGAAAAAAUACUGCUGAAGGAGCAGCUGCAGAGCCUCGAGGCAUCCAAGACAACGGAGACCUCCCGCCUGCAGCAAGAGCUCUCGAAGUUUAUGGAGAAGCUUAAGAAGAAGCAAGAGAGCUUUGUGCGGCUUCAGACAGAAAAAGAAGCUCUCUACAACGACAGCAGGACCAAAAUUGGGGAGAUCCAACAGCGGAAGGAAGAGGAGCUCAAAUCUCUGCAAGUUCGUAAUCAGAAGCUGCAGCAGGAGCUCCAGACCACAAACCAGGGCUUCUUGGAAUUAAAGGACCAAUUGCAGAGUUGUCAAAAAGAAAAUGAAUUGGCCCUUCAGACUCUGCAGGACCAGGUUGCGUGCCAAAGUGCGGAGAGCCAGGAACAGGUUGAGACCAUUCUGUCUGAAAAUGAUGCUCUGAGAACCAACCUUGCAGCAUUAGAACAGAUCCAGACAUCUAAGACUCAAGAAAUGAAUCUGAUGCGAGAACAGGUGGCAGCAUUGGGAGAUGAGCUGCAGCAGCGUCAGAAUGAGAAGGAGGCGUUGGCUGCCCAGUGGGAUGACCUCAACACACAGUUGCAGGAGUCACUCCGGGGCAAUGCUCGUCUUAUGGAGCAAGUUCAAGAACUUGGGCAGGAAAAGGAGAGAUUAUUACAAGAGUUUGAUGAAGUAAGGAAGACAGCAGAGAAACGCAAGGCCAUGCUAGAUGAGAUGGCCAUUGAGACCCAGCAAGAAAAGGGGCGCCACAAGGAAGAGCUUAGUAAUCUCCGUCUGCAGCACGAGAAAGAGAUGCUGGCUGUGAGGGCGCGCUAUGAACGGGAGCUGCGGGAGCUGCAUGAGCACAAGAAACGGCAAGAGGACGAACUGCGUGGCCAGCUCAAGGAGGAGAAGGCUCGUAGCCAAGAACUGGAAUCCAUGCAGCAAACUGUGGAGGAGCUACGGCUGCAGAUCCAAUCCAUGGAUGGCACCAAGGGCUGGUUCGAACGGCGGCUUAAAGAGGCGGAGGAGUCGAUAGAGAAGCACCAGCUGGAACACAUGGAGGGCCUGAGAAUCUGCAAAGAGCAGCAUGCAGCUGAUUUACAGUUAAAAGACCAAGAAGUGGAAGCAACUAAGGAGAAACUGCGAGAGAUUGAAAAAGCCAGGAAUGAGCACAUGGACACAGUCAACCGGCUGAAGCAGGAAGUGAAGGACACAGUAGAUGGGCAACGGAUCCUGGAGAAGAAAGGAAGUGCAGCAUUGAAGGACCUCAAAAGACAGCUUCAUCUGGAAAGGAAGCGAGCAGAUAAACUUCAGGAGCGCCUGCAGGAGAUCUUGACCAACAGCAAGAGUAGGACAGGAAUCGAGGAUCUUGUCCUGGCAGAUAUCAGUUCCCCCAGUCGGACUCAGACGGGAGACAGUAGCAGCAUCUCAUCCUUCAGCUACCGUGAAAUCAUGAAGGAAGGGUCCGGGGCUGGCAGUAACAAGUCAACCACAGGAAGCCCACAGUCACAGUCGCAACCUCCACGGCCAGCCGACCUUUCAGAUGAGGAGAUCUCAGAACUGUUCCAGCGGCUGGCAGAAGUUCAGCAGGAGAAGUGGCUGUUGGAGGAGAAGGUGAAGCACCUUGAAGUCAGUAGUGCCUCCAUGGCUGAGGACCUAUGCAGGAAGAGUGCCAUAAUUGAGACCUAUGUGAUGGACAGCCGCAUUGAUGUGUCUGGGGCUCACGGGCAGGUUGAUCGAAGUAGCCUAAGUAGUGUCCUGCGAGACCUGGUGAAGCCAGGAGAUGAGAACCUGCGUGAGAUGAACAAGAAGCUACAGAACAUGCUGGAGGAGCAGCUCACCAAAAACAUGCACUUACAGAAGGAUUUGGAGGUCCUUUCCCAGGAGAUCGUCCGUCUUAGCAAAGAGGGUGUCCCGUCCCCUGAUGCUGAACCUGGCUUGGAUGAUGCUGUCUGAGCCUCAGUUCCACCUAUGAUGCCGUCCUCCAUGCUUGGCCCUUGG